Molecule: messenger RNA, 1248 nt
Organism: Trichomonas vaginalis G3
Lineage: Eukaryota; Parabasalia; Trichomonadida; Trichomonadidae
Product: protein of unknown function, DUF4106 family
Exons: 1
Source: RefSeq, a predicted model, not a curated record
AUGACGAAAAUAACAGAUGCAGCAACGAGACAGGCAGUUCAAAGUGCCUAUGACGCCGUUAGAGCAACUGUUGUGGAAAGUCAAGAAAAAGAGUUACAACAGACCAAAACAGACCUAGUAAAUGCUUUCUUAAAAACGAAAAGUCAGGUAGGACAUUAUGCUGCAGAUGGAACAUAUGUGCCAGCUGGUGGAACUUAUAUACCACCAAACCCUCCAAGAGAAGCACCUGCACCAGGACUACCUAAAACAUUUACAUCGUCACAUGGACACAGACACAGGCAUGCACCAAAACCAACACAACAACCAACAGUUCAAAAUCCAGCACCACAACAACAACCAAAACCAACAGUUCAAAACCCUGCACAACAACCAACAGUUCAAAAUCCAGCACCUGCACCACAACCAAAACCAGCACAACAACCACCUCCACAACCAGCACAGCAACCAACAGUUCAAAACCCUGCACAACAACAACCACAAACAGAGCAAGGACAUAAAAGAAGUAGAGAAAAAGGAAACCAAGAAUUCUUAAAAAUGCUUAAGGAAGAUUAUGGUUACCCAGAUACUCUUGACUUUAGUGACAGAUAUAAAGAAGCUAUUAGAAAGUUCAAGGAAGGAAAUACUGACCCGAACCUAUUUAGCUUUAUGGUUGAGCAUCAAAUCGGAUAUAAUCUCAAACCUGGAAAAUACAAGCUCGCUAAGGGAUAUGAUUUAAUAGCAUAUCAUCCAAAUGACAUGAAUGAAUUUACUCCGAGAUAUUUGAUGUCAGAGCUAAAUGAUAAUUCAACUCUCUUCAUGAAACGCGUAAAAAAUAGAGACGGAACGAAAGAAGAAAGGUUUAUGAGUCCGGAUGACUUAGAUAGGGAACUUGUUAAAAACGGUCUCGGAAUAUAUGAAAUGCCAGCAGAUGAGGUACAAGAAACUCCACAGGAAGAAGUUCAGAUACAACCAGACAUGGAAGAAAUAGUUCAGCAACAACAGCUAGAAGAGCCUGAAGGAAACGAACAAGUCCCUCCUUUGGAAACUAACUUCACAGAACUAGAUGAAGAUUUGGAACAGCCGAAAAAUCUUGACCCUCAACAAGAGUAUGAGGUGAAUAUGGAAUCUUUCCAAGAGUCUAAGAAAAAUUCGGCUGACAUAGUAGAAGAAUAUCGAAAAAUGUUCACCGACAUACAAAAGACUCCAACAUCAGAUGAAAAUAUUCAGCAUAGAAUGGAAGUACUGAAAGAAAAUGUACGCAAAUACAAU